AUGAGUGUUAAGAAACCAUUGAAUGAAGAACUGUAUCAGGUUUAUGGGGAAGAGGAUGAUGAUUACUUCUAUGAAGAAGAGUAUGUAAUUAGCAAAUCCGCAAAAGUAACGCUAUUCGGAUCAUUUAUCUGUAUUUGUGUUGGGUGCAUUUGGUUUUUCGCUAUCUUUUUACCGGACUAUUUUAUACCUGAGGCUAGAGAUUUGGAAGGUAUAACCAAGGUUACAGACUUGAAAGUUACGUUGAAACCAUUAAACGAGGGUAGGAUCAAGCUGUUGGGAUUAUGGGACGAAUCGAGUGAUGCCCAUGUAGGCCAUGACGGUGAGAAAUUAGAUAAUGACAGUGAAAGCGAUGACGAAAUUGGAAUCGAAGAAAGUGACAGCGAAAUGCAAGAUGAUGUGGAACUCGACCUGAAGAGAACCGUCGAGAGACUUAUACUUAUCGGUGAUGUGCACGGGCAUUAUACAAAGCUUCGUAAAUUACUUCGAAAGCUUAACUUCAAUCGCCGCACUGACCAUGUACUCAUGUUGGGAGAUUUCAUUGCCAAAGGUCCCGAUUCUAUCAAGGUUUUAGAAUUUGCAAUCGAUAAUAAGAUUGAUUGCAUAUUCGGAAACCAUGAAUUGUACGUGCUACAAAACUAUGCUCAGUUUCACCAACUAGAUGCGCCUCGAUUUGUCAAUGAGAAAUCAGAUAUCGGUGUCGAAAGCCUGUUUAAUGAAGAUCCCGAGUAUUUAUUGGCGAAGAAAUUGCAGCCGCACCACGUUGAUUACAUUAAUAGUUGCCUGGUAAUCAAAAAACUAGGCAAAGUUCCGUUGCAUAAGCGAAAUGAAGAUGGAAGUCUGAAAUAUUCUAAUGGAGUUGCUGUACAUGGUGGACUCCGUUGGGAUUUGCCCUUCGAAGAACAGGAUUCAGAGAAAUGUUUGGAAAUGAGGUCUUAUAUCGGUCCCGACUUUAACGAGUCAACAGACGAUCCAUUCAAAGAAAAUGCCGUUUCGUGGUCUAAAAUAUGGAACGAGAAACAAAAGGAAUUGUCCAAGGAAGAUGCCUAUGUUGUUUAUUAUGGUCACGACGCUAGAAGAGGCCUCAAAUUAAAGAAAUACUCUAAAGGGCUCGACACCGGAUGUUACAAAGGUGGCCGAUUAACGGCGAUGGUCCUUUGGAACGAAAAGUUUCUAACCUCCAAGGGUAAAACAAAUAUUUUGCAUAAAGAAAAGAUGCUAAGCAUCUCGUGCUAG
Messenger RNA from Debaryomyces tyrocola, 1233 nucleotides. The record is from the annotation of a GenBank genome assembly. NCBI's taxonomy places the organism in Eukaryota, Fungi, Ascomycota, Pichiomycetes, Serinales, Debaryomycetaceae.